Molecule: messenger RNA, 1904 nt
Organism: Xenia sp. Carnegie-2017
Lineage: Eukaryota; Metazoa; Cnidaria; Anthozoa; Malacalcyonacea; Xeniidae
Exons: 3
Coding region: 140-1777 (545 amino acids)
Source: RefSeq, a predicted model, not a curated record
AAUAGUCAAUCGGUUGACAAAACGAAAGAAGGUUGGUUUGGUUUGCUUCAAGGAGUAAAUAUUAAAGUCGCUAUUUCAACGAUUCAUUUUGAAGGGCAAACUUUGUAGCAAACUUUUGUCACAUGCAAUCUUCUGGCUAAUGUUAGGUCGUUUUUUCAGAUCAACUUCAUACCUCUAUAUGAAUCGAUCUGCUCAAUUUGCACCGUCAAAUAUGACCACUACAGAAGUUAGUGACUUAUUCUACCCUGUCAUAAAAAACGUAAGAAGUCUAACAAUGCCGGGUUACAGCAACGAGGAAUAUUCAUAUGGAGCAUGUCUCCGAUCAAAGAAAUUCAGUAAUGCAAGUUUUGCUACUAAUCGAGCUGAAACAAAGACGAAUAGUGAGGCAAAACAGCCAGUUUUUCCGAGGAGUCGCCAAGAUCACUUAAGUAGCUUUUCCUUUGAUAAAGAACGAUCAAAUCGCAUAAUUAAUGCUACGUAUCGCAAAUCUUACGCGUACAAAAUCUGGAAUGACGGAUCUAGAGAUUGUUUUCCGUACACCACUCCUGUUAAGCAAACAACAAUGCAGCUACACGAACAAACACUACAGACAAACGCCUUUGAAGCAUUCAGUCGCACCCGUAAUGAUGAUUGGCAAAUCACGAGUGGAAAAACAAAAUCCCAAAAGGAUAGGGAAGAGUUUCUGCCACUAAAUAACAGGAUAAGCUAUCAUACAUCAGUGUAUAACUCAAAUAACGCUGCAAGAGAUUGUAAGGAACACUACUUUAUUCAGAGUUUUCCUAAACAGAACUAUUCACAAAAAAUGCCAUCGAGUAAGAAAUCCGUUUCGACUUCGGUUAUUCGUGCCGCUCAAUCGGCGAAAGCCACGUGGACAUCGUCUUCCAAGGAGCUUCUGGCGAAGGCUAAUGCUGAUCUUGACAGGUAUUUGGAACAAAAACAGAUGUUGGCAUUUCAGGAAAGCAAUUCUUCCCAUAUGAAACCGGCAACAAAUUUACACGUGUCGCUAAACAGAGCAAACCCAGCUCAGAAGCUUUGUCAUCAUAGGUUAGAAAGUAACUGUCAAAGAACUAUUGGUGCAAAUGUUGCUGUGCUCGAGAACACUUGCGUUAACAAUACCUUUAACCACGUGUCGUGCAUGAAAUUUCAAUCGUAUGAUUCAAAUGUGGUUAAUAGCAAUGUUCCAAACAUUGUCCAGCAAAGACAUCGACAGUGUUCAACGCGUGCUAAGAUGAAAAACCAAAGAUCGAUUAACAAGAUAAGUACCUCUACGGUUUUAAAAAGAUACUUGGCAAAAAAAAAUGGAUACCAAAUGCUUAAGUCUGUUCCAGCCCUUCACAAAGGCGUAAACCAAACAGGAGGCGACGCUUUUGGCGAGAAAGGUCUUGAAUGUGAAAGAAAAAAUGAAACGAGACCAGCAACAGUGCUGACGAGAAUCAACGAAAACGACGCUGCAACAUUUGCAGAAGGAAUAAACAACCUAAACUCUGAAUACUUUCCGAUCGAGACACUCGUGAAAAUGGCAGUCAAGGAGUCAAGUACGGAUACAAAUUAUCAAGGAUUGUCAACGACGACGCGCAUCAAAGACAAAGUGAAUGAAAUUGAUCGUGCAAGAUUGUUACUGAGAGAGUUAUUUGAUGUAACAUUAGAAUGUACGCAAGACGAUGAAAUGGAGAUGUCUGUGUUGGCUUCCAGCUCAUUUGGCCGCAAGAACAUUCUUAAUCAUUUAAGACUUAUUGACAGAUAUUUUUAUGAGUUGCAAAAAAAAUUGAUGAGUUAGUUUUCCGUAUGUGAAAUACCAUUGGCUACAGCAGUUUGGUGUCCUGAAGUUUGAGUGCAAUUUUGCAAAAUAUUACAGUAAGAAAGAAAAAGAAAAUUAAAAAAGAUAUAUAGUUCACUUUCUAUCA